Molecule: messenger RNA, 822 nt
Organism: Pangasianodon hypophthalmus (striped catfish)
Lineage: Eukaryota; Metazoa; Chordata; Actinopteri; Siluriformes; Pangasiidae
Gene: tma7
Product: translation machinery associated 7 homolog
Exons: 4
Coding region: 129-323 (64 amino acids)
Source: RefSeq, a predicted model, not a curated record
ACAAGCCAGUUGCUGCGGAGUAGGCGGGAUUUUUUCGUAAUACGGGUGGAGAAAAGUACCGCCGUUCUGAGCGAAGCGUUGCUGCGUCUCACACUCGCACGCGCCCGUUUAUAAGCAACAUAUCCAAAAUGUCUGGAAGAGAAGGAGGUAAGAAGAAACCCCUCAAGGCUCCUAAGAAACAAACCAAGGAGAUGGAUGAGGAUGCAGUUGCUUUCAAGCAGAAGCAGAAGGAGGAGCAGAAAGCUAUGGAGGCAUUGAAAGCCAAAGCAGCAGGAAAAGGACCCUUAGGUAGUGGUGGAAUCAAGAAGUCUGGGAAGAAAUGAAUUGGAAUUGUUAGUUACCUGCAUUUGGGAACUGUUAUGUGAAAACGCCAUUCGAUUCUACUUUGGGGCCACAAACGCAAAUGUAGACAAACUAGCAUUUUUAAUACCCACCUGUGAGGAUAAGAGGAGAAACACACAAAGUUUUGUAUGUAUUUUGUGUGGCAUCACACAUCCUGUUUAUUGUGUAAACAAAAGUACAACACAAACACACAAGAUAGAUCUCAGAUGUUAAAAUGUACAUCUUAAUUUCAAACAUUUCAGCUAUGCAUUUCAGUUAUUUUCAGAAAACCGGUUCCCUUUUUCCAGGUCCUCUGCCAGUGUUUUCUUUCUCCUGUUGUCGUCUAUUUCUUGGGUGUGGCAGAGCCUAAAGCAAGAAGGUUUUUUUGUUUUUGUUUUUUUUUGGUAGUUUGACUCCUAUGUAUUGUGUAUUAGAUCACAGUUGGCAAUGAGGAUGUACAAAAUAAAGAGGUAAAAUAAAGAAUUAUGCUGCUUACUUUGA